CGGACGCCAUUCCCGCCACUCUGCCUCACACGAACACACAAAGCUCACAAGAGAAGCCAAGAAAUCAUCAUCUCGCGCAUUUCUAGCUCGAAUUCCAGCUUUGAUUGAUCGGUUUGAGGGAUUGACGAAGAGCAUCAUGGGUGACAACGAGCUGAUUCCCGGGUUGCCGGAGGAGGUGGCGAGGGAGUGCCUCAUCCGGGUGGGGUUCGACCAGCUGCCGGUGGUGCGCCGCAUCUCGCGCCAGUGGAAGUCGGAGGUGGAGUCGCCGGCGUACAACCGCAUGAGGAAGACGGAGGGGCUGGCGCGCACGGCGCUCGCGCUGGUGCAGGCCCGCCCUGAGCUCGCCGAGGCUGGGCCGGCGCACAAGCAGUCGUCGGCCGGCGGUGGGCCGGGGAAUUCCUACCGGAUGGUGCUGUUGGACACUGCGGAGGGGGUGUGGAAUGCCCUGCCGGAGCUGCCGGGACAGGGCGGGAGCUUGCCCCUGUUCUGCCAGGUCGCGGCGGUGGACGGCGGAGAUGGGAGGAAGCGGCUGGUGGUAGUCGGCGGAUGGGACCCCGAGACGUGGGCGCCGACGGACUCGGUGUUCGUGUACGACUUCUUGACGGGUGCGUGGCGGCGCGGCGCGGGGAUGCCGGGCCCCCGCCGGUCGUUCUUCGCGUGCGCCGCCGUCGGUGAGAAGGUGUACGUCGCCGGUGGCCACGACGAGGAGAAGAACGCCCUCCGGUCCGCCCUGGCGUACGAGCCGGACGCCGACGCGUGGGCCGCGCUCCCCGACAUGGCGGAAGAGCGCGACGAGCCGCGCGGGCUCUGCGUUGGCGGCAAGUUCCUGGUCGUCGGCGGGUACCCGACGCCGGCACAGGGACAGUUCGUCGGCUCCGCCGAGUCCUUCGACCCCGCAACCUCGACCUGGUCCCCUGCCCAAGACGGCCUCGUCGACGACGGAGCGUGCCCGAGAACCUGCUGCGCCGCUCCGGGAGCAGGCGACCGCAUGUACAUGCUCCGCGACGGGCACCUCGUGGCGCGUCACGGCGCCACCUCCUCGUCCGCAGCGUGGCGGCCCGUGGCGCCGGUGCCGGAGGACGCGCGCACUGCGGCGGUCGUGUCCGCCAUCCCCGAUGGCCGCGUCGUGGUCAUCGGGUCCGGCUGCCACGGCGGCGACCAGACGGUGUACACGCUGCGGGAGGAGGCCGGGAAGCCCGCGUCGUGGGCGCGCGCGCCGGCGCCGCCCGAGUUCGCCGGCCACGUCCAGGCCGCGUGCCUUCUAGAGAUCUGAAGUGUAAAUUCCGUAUAUAUUACUUGUGUAUAAAUCCAUGAUCCAUGUAAAUAUGCGUGCUUUGGCAUGGCUUGAGCUUGUACAGUAACUUUUGCGAGGGAAAAAAAUAUAUAUGGUUAAACGAGU
Molecule: messenger RNA, 1399 nt
Organism: Oryza brachyantha (malo sina)
Lineage: Eukaryota; Viridiplantae; Streptophyta; Magnoliopsida; Poales; Poaceae
Product: F-box/kelch-repeat protein At1g80440-like
Exons: 1
Coding region: 137-1273 (378 amino acids)
Biological process (GO): regulation of phenylpropanoid metabolic process; negative regulation of cytokinin-activated signaling pathway
Molecular function (GO): protein binding
Source: RefSeq, a predicted model, not a curated record